UUCUUCAUUCAACCUCCCAAAACCCCCUUUCCCAUUUCCCUCCUUUCUCUCUCUCUUUCUUUCCUUGUUCACACUAAAUACACUUUUCUUCUAAGUGCAGUUUAGUGUGAAAAAAAAAAACAAAAAACAAAACAAAAUGGCUGUAACAACUACUCUUCUCUUCAUUACUAUUACUCUUCUAUGUUAUGUCAUUGCUGUCAAUGCUAGAAUCCCCGGUGUUUACACUGGCGGCCCAUGGCAAAGCGCCCAUGCCACUUUCUAUGGUGGCUCUGACGCCUCCGGCACUAUGGGUGGAGCUUGUGGAUAUGGAAAUCUAUACAGUCAAGGCUAUGGAGUGAACACUGCAGCAUUAAGCACAGCAUUAUUCAACAAUGGGCUAAGUUGUGGAGCAUGUUUUGAGUUAAAAUGUGUUGAUGAUGGGGACUGGUGUCUGCCUGGAAAUCCUUCAAUUUUUAUUACUGCGACAAACUUUUGCCCCCCCAAUUUUGCUUUGUCGAGCAACAAUGGCGGGUGGUGUAACCCGCCACGUCCCCAUUUCGAUCUUGCUAUGCCGAUGUUCUUGAAAAUUGGUCAGUAUCGUGCUGGAAUUGUCCCCGUUAGCUAUCGCCGGGUACCAUGCAUUAAAAAAGGAGGUAUCCGAUUCACAAUAAACGGUUUCCGUUACUUCAACUUGUUGUUAGUAACAAACGUUGCUGGUGCAGGGGACAUACAGAAAGUCCUCAUUAAAGGAACAAAUACACAGUGGAUAGCAAUGAGUCGUAACUGGGGGCAAAAUUGGCAAACUAAUUCUCCUCUUGUGGGUCAGGCUCUUUCCAUUAGGGUUAAAGCUAGUGAUCAUCGUAGUGUCACUACUAUCAACGUGGCACCAUCUAAUUGGCAGUUUGGACAAACCUUUGAGGGCAAAAAUUUCCGGGUUUAGAUCCAAAAUACAUUCACUACACUGACCCGACCCGAAAACAGAAUUGCUUACAACUUACAAAAAAAAAAAAAAAGGAUUUUUCCUAGACUUAAGUGUUUUCUCCUUUUUAAUGGGAAAGUAUUGAAGUCCUAGGGAAAUUUAGUAUCUUUUUUUCACUUUUAUUAGUAUCAACUUUAUGAGGAAUUGGUUUUUUUCUUUUUACUUUAGUGUCUGUUACUUUUUUUUUUUCUUUUCACUUUUUGUUAUGGAGUGGUGUGAAAAAGUAAUGGAGGCUGAAGUGGCUGCAAAAGCAAAACCAAAAAAGAUUAGGGUAAAAGCAUGUAGCCCGCAGCUCUAUAUUUGCGUGUUAUAGUAGUUAGUGGUGUGUAACGGACAUCAUGUAUUUCCUAUGAAUGAAUACCAAGAUAUAAUAUAUAGUUUCGGUUUUAUAUAAA
Molecule: messenger RNA, 1353 nt
Organism: Lycium ferocissimum
Lineage: Eukaryota; Viridiplantae; Streptophyta; Magnoliopsida; Solanales; Solanaceae
Product: expansin-A9-like
Exons: 3
Coding region: 137-919 (260 amino acids)
Biological process (GO): plant-type cell wall organization
Cellular component (GO): extracellular region
Source: RefSeq, a predicted model, not a curated record